Molecule: messenger RNA, 393 nt
Organism: Trypanosoma grayi
Lineage: Eukaryota; Euglenozoa; Kinetoplastea; Trypanosomatida; Trypanosomatidae
Exons: 1
Source: RefSeq, a predicted model, not a curated record
UUUUUUUUCCUUGUUCUAUUCUGCUUUCAUUUUACCUUUUCUCUUGUAUUUUUUUGGUUACCGUCUGCGAGAGUAUAUAGAGCGUAUGAGGCGCGAAGCAGCAGUGAGCAAAGGCGAACGGUGUGCACGUGCACACAGAAGUCUCUCAACGCCUGCUUGACGCCAAUAUGCCCCACAACAACAACAACAUCAGCAAUAGCAGCAGCUGCGGCUGCGGCCGCAGGGACACCGCAAUGUAGUCUCAUAGGUUCAGCGACCCCCCGUUGUGUGCAACAGCGCACCUUGGAGGGGGUGCACCAUACGGCCACCGCUACUGGAGCUUCUGCUGCUGGGGAAGCCAGCGACUGCACUCCGGGCGUGGCCUUCUUUUGGUUUCUCUCUUUCGCCCUGUGA